Molecule: messenger RNA, 1158 nt
Organism: Bufo bufo (common toad)
Lineage: Eukaryota; Metazoa; Chordata; Amphibia; Anura; Bufonidae
Gene: CCNP
Product: cyclin P
Exons: 8
Coding region: 1-1158 (385 amino acids)
Biological process (GO): mitotic cell cycle phase transition; regulation of cyclin-dependent protein serine/threonine kinase activity
Cellular component (GO): cytoplasm; centrosome; nucleus
Molecular function (GO): cyclin-dependent protein serine/threonine kinase regulator activity
Source: RefSeq, a predicted model, not a curated record
AUGCCCAUUUGUUCUUCCUUCCACUGUCUGCUAUCAGGGAACAGUGAAGAUGUCUCUUUAUUCAUUGAUAUCAGUCUACAGCAGCUCAUGAUGGAAGGAAAAAGAGAGCCCUUCAAGGACAACAACAGAAUUGUCUCCAAGAAAGAAGACAAGAAGAUGGGUUCAUAUCCUACAGGAGAGCCCCCGUCCAAAAGAGAAGACUGCAAGAAGGAAGACAAGAAGAGGGUUCUCCUGAUUCCUCCAGAAGGUCCAGAUGGUCAGAUCCCUGUGCCUGUCAGCUCUUCAGGACCUAUUGUUAAUGACUGUUGGGGAGAAGACCUAUGCCGGACCAUGCUGACGCUAGAUAUGCAUACUGAGCAAGAGUACGCCAUCGACAUCUUCUCUAGUAUGAUGAAGCAACAGUCCAAGCAUGCCCUCCGGGCAGCCGACAUCCCCAAAGCUGUGACCACAGAAAUGAGGACAAUGCUGGUGGACUGGGUGGUCCAAGUUCAUGAAUAUCUGGGCCUGCAGGAGGAGACGCUCUAUCUGGCCGUGUACUUAAUGAAUUCCUACAUGAAAGUUCACAAAAUCCGAAUAUCCCUUCUCCAGUUACUCGCAGCCAGCUGCCUUUUCAUUGCCUGCAAGAUUGAGGAGAGCCUUAUUCCUGAGCCGGCAGAGCUUUGUUUCAUGAUGGAAGAUGCCUUCAGCAAGAAAGAGCUUCUGAAAAUGGAGAAGAAGGUUCUCCACCGCCUCAGCUUUGAGCUGCACUACAUACAACCCCUGCAUUUCCUGCGCCUCCUCUCCGUUACCGGGAAGUGUCCUGAAAAUGUUGAGUACCUCGCCAUGUACUUCAUGGAGCUAACUCUACUGGAGGCUGAUGGAGCAAUGGUUGAGCCGGCCCUUUUGGCAUCUGCCGCAUUGUCGUUGGCACAGAUGGUAUCCCAGGAGUCUGGAACGUUGAGUCUUGAUCAGAUGGGGCAAGGGCCACUCUACUCCUACAGUGAUGUAGACUUGAGCCUUCCUCAACAACUCAUGGGAAGAGCAGCCCUCCGUGCCAGCUCCAAGUCCAUCUGGCAGAAAUAUUCCCGUCCUCAGAGACACGGGGUAAGCACAGGACCUGCCAUGGCCAACUCCAAACACCUUGCCCGCUGCAUAGGAAUGUACUGCCCCAAUUCCUGA